AUGACCAACCUUGAACCUGCCCAGCGCUUUGUUGAUUUUGUGAACACAUCUCCAUCGCCAUACCAUGCUGUUCACAAUGUCAAGUCCAUGCUUGUGAAGAAGGGUUUCGAGGUGUUGAAGGAGAAGGACGCUUGGAACAUCAAACCCGACUCGAGUUACGUGGUGACUAGAAAUGGCUCCUCGUUAAUAGCCUUCACCACAGGCAUUGACUACAAGCCAGGUAGCCCUGUGGCAAUUAUUGGUGCUCACACUGACUCGCCAUGUCUCAGAAUUAAGCCCAUAUCGAAGAAGACAAACCAGGGAUUCAUCGAGAUAGGCGUGGAAACAUAUGGUGGACUUAUUGCCCAUUCUUGGUUUGACCGUGACUUGUCUGUUGCCGGCAGAGUGUACAUUCGUGACGAGAAUGGCGACUUUGUUCCCAAGUUAUUGCACUUGAACAAGCCAUUGAUGAGAAUCCCUACGUUGGCAAUUCACUUGAACAGAGAAGCUAACACCAAGUUUGAGUUCAAUCGUGAGACAGAGUUGCUUCCAAUUGCUGGCCAAGAGCAAUUUGGACACUCAUGCGCCGAUGAUCCUGCUUUACAAUUCCCUGAGGAUGCUUUCAAUGCUGUGAAGCACGUUGUGGAGCGUCACAAUGAAUCUCUCGUUAAGCUUAUUGCCAGUGAGCUAAACGUUGAGCCCAAGCAAAUUGAGGAUUUUGAAUUAGUGCUCGGUGACUACCAGCCAGCCACAUUGGGUGGUUUGCACGAUGAGUUCAUCUUUGGUCCUCGUCAGGACAACUUGACGUCUUGUUUUGCUGCCGCAGAAGCUCUCGCAGAUGCUCACCCAAGCAAUAAUGGUGUAGCCAUGAUCUCCUUGUUCGAUCAUGAGGAGAUAGGCUCUGUGUCAGCCCAAGGUGCUGACUCGUCGUUCUUACCAGACGUACUCUCUCGUCUUUCGGCCAACGAAAGUGGCGAGUUCCCUCGUAUGUGUGGCCGUUCAUUUUUGCUCUCCUCGGAUCAGGCGCACGGCAUCCAUCCCAACUACGAGAGAUUCUACGAAAAGGCCAACAAACCUGAGGUGAAUAAAGGACCUGUUAUCAAGAUCAACGCCAAUCAAAGGUAUGCCACCAACUCAAGAGGCAUUGUUCUCAUCAAGUCCAUUGCAGAGAAGGCUCGUGUUCCGUUGCAAUUGUUCGUGGUGAGAAACGACUCCCCAUGCGGAUCCACCAUUGGGCCCAUGCUCUCUGCUAAGUUGGGAUUGAGAACACUUGACUUGGGUAAUCCACAAUUAUCCAUGCAUUCCAUUAGAGAGACUGGUGGAUCACACGAUAUCGAGCGUUUGACAAUAUUGUUUCAGGAGUUUCUCUCGAGAUUUGUCGCUGAAGAUGCAAAGAUUGAGUGCGAUUAA
This is a messenger RNA of Candidozyma auris, 1389 nucleotides long. Its product is annotated as aspartyl aminopeptidase. The transcript has a single exon. Gene Ontology annotation, biological process: proteolysis. The record is from RefSeq and is a predicted model, not a curated record. Lineage: Eukaryota; Fungi; Ascomycota; Pichiomycetes; Serinales; Metschnikowiaceae. The coding region runs from base 1 to 1389 and encodes 462 amino acids. Gene Ontology annotation, cellular component: fungal-type vacuole. Gene Ontology annotation, molecular function: zinc ion binding; metalloaminopeptidase activity.